AUGCCGAUGCGACGAGAUCAAUACUACAGCAGUGUCCGAGAGCGGACUCCGCUCUUGCGUCGCAUUACCGAAGAACCUGGAUCACUGCUUCGCGGUUCUAUUUCGAGUGCCUUGGAGGGACUUCGCCAUGAUGAGGAGGCACCCCUUUCGCGAACACGAGGCGGCUUCAUAGUAGCAUCUAUUGGACUACUCAUCUUUUUACAAGCCACAAACAUAUCUAUUCUGACAACAACGCAAUCUGCUAUCGCCGCAGAUCUGGAUGCUUUCGACAAAGUAACAUGGCUCACCUCAUCCUACCUGAUCGCAAUGUCAUCGCUUGCGCCUUUGAUGGGGCGCCUGUCUCAGGUUUUCAGCCCGAGACUCUGCAUGUUCACAUCGGUUGUUAUUAUUGCUGCGGGAACUCUCAUUGUCGCUACCUCGAACACAUUUGAGAUGUUCAUUGUGGGCCGUGUCAUAUCAGGAGCAGGUGCUAGCGGCAUCUUCAUUGUAGCCAGCAUCAUUACCAUUCAGAUGACCAGUCCAGAACGUCGUGGUCUGUUCAUUGGACUUACCAACACUGGUAUGACUGCAGGCAUUUCGCUUGGCGCUGUCAUCGCUGGUGCACUUGAGCCCAAGAUUGGAUGGAAACCGCUGUUUGGAGUUCAAUCUCCAUUGUGCCUUCUCGCAGGAAUCGGGCUCCUCUUGUCGGUUCCUACAAACUACACGUCCAAGGGCAACGCCUACAUGCAGUACUCUCUCAAACAGAAGCUCGCACGGAUUGACUAUUCCGGAGCUCUCCUAUUGAUUGCCACCAUUGUCCUAUUCCUCUUCGGCCUUUCUGGGCCCAGGAUUCUCCCAGAACCACUCAUUCUGUCAGCCUUCGCACUGCCGCUGUUCGUGCUCAACGAGAUCUACGUAGCGAAGGAUCCGGUCAUUCCUGUCACCGUAAUGAGGUCUCGUGGUACACUGCUUACUUGCCUUGCCACCGUCGGCUCCAUGAUGGCAAGAUGGGCUGUCCUCUUCUACACACCGGUGUACGCUAUUGCUGUCCGUAGCUGGGCUCCUGCGGCUGCUGGGUCCAUCCUGAUCCCUACGAACGUCGGCUUUGCAGCUGGCGGUAUCAUUGCGGGUGUAUUCCACAUCAAACGCGAAGGAAGCUUCUACGCGCACAGCGUCAUCGCAAUGGCGAUAUGGCCCAUCACCAUGGUUACCCUUGCACUGGUGUCCACACCGACAAGCUCCUGGGCACUGUACAUGCUGCUCGUGUUCUUGAACGGUCUCAUUACUGGCGCUGCGCUCAACUACACUUUGGUUCAUCUCCUGCACCUAACAAUGCCAGAACUCCAUCCCAUCAUCAUCUCCCUGCUCGCAACUUUUCGUGGCUUCGCUGGUAGUUUCGGCUCGGCGAUUGGAGGCGGGCUCUUCGGGCGUGUUCUGCGUCAAUCAUUGGUGGACGGUUUCGCAGACGCGGGCUUGGAGCACCGCGGUGACCUAGUGAGGAAGUUGUUAGGCAGUCCAGCGCUUGUGGGUAGGCUUGAAGGCACAGAGAGAACGAUUGCCGUCGGCGCGUACCAGGACGCUAUCAAAGCUUUGUUCUUCGCUGCCACUGGAUUGGCGAUUGUAGUCACGUUCGUGCAGGCUUGCACAGGCUGGAGGUCGCCAGUACCAAAGACUGAGCAGGAACCUGAGGAGAUCAUUUCGGGUGAAGAGGGAGUGAUUGGAGGAACAUGA
Messenger RNA from Ascochyta rabiei, 1710 nucleotides. RefSeq lists its product as uncharacterized. The transcript has 3 exons. Bases 1 to 1710 code for a protein of 569 amino acids. Gene Ontology annotation, molecular function: basic amino acid transmembrane transporter activity. Gene Ontology annotation, biological process: basic amino acid transport; transmembrane transport. NCBI's taxonomy places the organism in Eukaryota, Fungi, Ascomycota, Dothideomycetes, Pleosporales, Didymellaceae. Gene Ontology annotation, cellular component: fungal-type vacuole membrane. The record is from RefSeq and is a predicted model, not a curated record.